AUGUCAGUUAGAAUAAUAACAAAUUAUGGAGAUUUAAAAUUUGAACUCUUCUGUUCUCAGUGCCCAAAAACUUGCAAGAACUUCCUUGCUCUUUCAGCAAGUGGAUAUUAUAAAGACACAGUUUUUCACAAGAACAUCAAGGGAUUUAUUAUUCAGGGUGGUGACCCUACAGGAACAGGAAAGGGCGGAGAAAGCAUUUAUGGAAAAUAUUUUGAGGAUGAGAUUUGCCCAGAAUUAAAGCACGAUAGGAGGGGCAUUCUCUCGAUGGCAAGCAAAGGUGUGAGUAAAAGACCAAAUACAAACGGGUCGCAGUUUUUUAUAACUUAUUCAAGUCUACCGCAACUUAACGGAGAGUAUGUUAUUUUUGGAAAGUUGAUAGACGGUUUCGAUACUCUUAAUGCAUUAGAAAACUGCACAUCUGAUAAUUUACACAGACCGAUUGAUGACAUAAUUAUCAAAGAUAUAGUUAUUCAUUCAAACCCUAUUGCUGACAAAGAAAUAUUUGAUUAG
This is a messenger RNA of Cryptosporidium ubiquitum, 510 nucleotides long. RefSeq names its product cyclophilin-like protein. The record is from RefSeq and is a predicted model, not a curated record. Gene Ontology annotation, cellular component: catalytic step 2 spliceosome. Gene Ontology annotation, molecular function: peptidyl-prolyl cis-trans isomerase activity. Gene Ontology annotation, biological process: protein peptidyl-prolyl isomerization. The coding region runs from base 1 to 510 and encodes 169 amino acids. Lineage: Eukaryota; Apicomplexa; Conoidasida; Eucoccidiorida; Cryptosporidiidae. The transcript has a single exon.